Molecule: messenger RNA, 6814 nt
Organism: Pantherophis guttatus
Lineage: Eukaryota; Metazoa; Chordata; Lepidosauria; Squamata; Colubridae
Gene: GABBR2
Product: gamma-aminobutyric acid type B receptor subunit 2
Biological process (GO): G protein-coupled receptor signaling pathway; gamma-aminobutyric acid signaling pathway
Cellular component (GO): membrane; G protein-coupled receptor heterodimeric complex
Molecular function (GO): G protein-coupled GABA receptor activity
Source: RefSeq, a predicted model, not a curated record
CCACACUCCCGCCUUCCAAUGGGCUAUUGGACGUGCCCAAACCCUGCACCUCCCGCGUCUCUUGUCGGUGUCGUCUCCUCGGUGGUAGCGCGUAGGAACACGUUCCCAAGCAGGAGCAGCGGCAGCAGCGGCGGCGACAGCAGCGGCAGCGGCACCACCACCACCAGCAGCAGCGGUGGCGGCAAGGAAAGGAGCCCUGUCUCGGAUACGAAAGGCGGACCCAGGCGAGCGACCGAAGCCAAGUGACAGCACACCAGGGGCGAGUCCGCGAAGGGACUCCGGCUUCCCAUAUUCCGGAGCUGCCGCGCCUGCCUCUUUCUUUUUCGCCGGUUGUGCGCGCCACUUGUGCGCGCCGUGUGUGGUGUGGCGCGGUGUCUGUUUGCAGCAACGGCCGCGGCGGCGGCAGCACUAGCAGCAGCAGCACCAGCAGCAGCGACCAACACGGCGUCGGGAAGGCUCCGGGGGAAUGCGGCAGUAGCCUCCCCAGCCUGGAAGAGCGAAGAUUUCCCCCCUACUCCCUACCCCCAUGUUCCCCUCGGUCCUCCUGGCUUUUACGCGCCGGCUUGGGAUCCUGCGCCAAGAAGCCUGAGGGCGCCCUGGCCCAGCCUGGCUGUGGUGGAGUGAGGGGCUGAGAAGGUGCUCUCAUUCUUGUUGGACUGGGGGUGGGAGGAAGGGGGUGGCGGCGGCGGCUGCUUCGCCGCCGCUACCGCUGCUGCUUUUCAGAGUGGUUGCCUUUUAGCCACCCCGAGGAAAGAGCAGGCGCCAUUGCCGGGAGGAUCGUACCGAGGGGGCCGCAGCGCGCGCGCCCCUUCCCCUCUCUUCGGCGGAGGGCAGCGGGCGCCCCGCUCCUGCUCUCCCCCUGACGUUCCCCCGCAGGAUGCCUGCCUUGCCCUGGCGGCCGAGCGCGGCCAUCCCUUCCGCCUUGCUUCUCCUGCCGCUGUUCUCCUUCGCUUGGGCGCGGAGCAACUCUCGGGGACUGGCGGGGUUCUCCCCCAACGCCGCUUCUUCCCCUACGACCCCCAUCGCCAUCAUGGGCUUAAUGCCGCUGAGCGACUCGGUGGAGAAGGGCAAGAUCGGCCGGGGGGUCCUACCGGCUAUGCAAUUGGCAAUGGAGCAGAUCCUCAACGAAUCGCUGCUCAACCCCUACUCUCUGGACCUGCGCUACUACGACACUGAGUGUGACAAUGCAAAGGGUCUUAAAGCCUUCUAUGAUGCAAUAAAAUAUGGACCUACACAUCUAAUGGUUUUUGGUGGCGUAUGUACAACUGUAACAUCCAUCAUUGCUGAAUCCUUAAUAGGAUGGAAUUUGGUCCAGCUCUCGUUUGCAGCAACAACACCAGAGUUAGCAGAUAAGAAAAAAUAUCCUUAUUUCUUCCGGACAGUGCCAUCCGAUAAUGCUGUGAACCCGGCAAUUUUAAAGUUGCUCAAGCAUUAUAAAUGGAAAAGAGUAGGAACUUUGACCCAAGAUAUACGAAGAUUUUCUGAGGUACGGAAUGAUCUAACUGGAGUUCUAUAUGGUGAAGAUAUUGAAAUAUCAGAUACAGAGAGUUUUUCUAAUGAUCCUUGUACAAGUGUCAAAAAGCUUAAGGGAAAUGAUGUUAGAAUUAUCCUUGGCCAGUUUAAUGAGGAAAUGGCAGCAAAAGUAUUCUGUUGUGCAUUUAAUGAAAAAAUGUUCGGCCCUAAGUAUCAAUGGAUAAUUCCUGGGUGGUAUCAGAGCUUUUGGUGGGAAAAAGCUAUUCCAAAGCUGAAUUCAUCACACUGUCUUGGUAUAAACCUUCUGGGUGCAAUGGAAGGUUACAUUGGAGUGGAUUUUGAACCUCUCAGUUCGAAACAAAUAAAAACCAUUUCUGGAAGGACGCCACAGCAGUAUGAAGAGGAAUAUGAUCAAAGGCGUGGAAAUGUUGAGCCAAGUAAGUUCCAUGGCUUUGCUUAUGAUGGAAUAUGGGUAAUUGCCAAAACACUGCAGCAGGCAAUGAAGAUUCUUAAUGCCACCAACAGAAACCAAAAAAUUGAAGACUUUAACUAUACCAACAAAGAACUUGGAAAGAUUUUCUUGGAUGCAAUGAAUCAGACCAGCUUCUUUGGUGUAACGGGUCAAGUUAUGUUCAGAAAUGGAGAGAGGAUGGGGACCAUCAAAUUCACACAGUUUCAAGACAAAAAGGAAGUAAAGGUGGGAGAAUAUAAUGCUAUACUUGAUUCACUGGAAAUCAUCAAUAAUUCCAUCAAAUUCCACGGGAAAGAACCUCCAAAGGAUAGAACAAUUAUCCAAAAGCAACUUCGUAAGAUUUCUCUGCCUCUCUACAGUAUUCUUUCAGCACUUACUAUCUUGGGGAUGAUCAUGGCCAGUGCGUUUUUGUUCUUUAACAUCAAAAACAGAAAUCAGAAGCUAAUAAAGAUGUCUAGUCCUUACAUGAACAAUCUCAUUAUUCUUGGGGGAAUGCUGUCCUAUGCAUCUAUAUUCCUUUUCGGGCUUGAUGGAUCUUUUGUUUCUGAGAAAACAUUUGAGACUCUUUGUACUAUCCGGACAUGGAUUCUUACAGUGGGUUAUACGACUGCAUUUGGGGCAAUGUUUGCAAAAACAUGGAGAGUCCACGCAAUCUUCAAAAAUGUAAAAAUGAAAAAAAAGAUCAUUAAGGACCAAAAACUAAUGGUGAUCGUUGGAGGAAUGCUACUGAUAGAUCUUUGCAUCUUGAUUUGUUGGCAAGUUGUUGAUCCUUUGAGGAGAACAGUGGAAAAAUACAACAUGGAGCCCGACCCUGCCGGCCGAGAUAUUUCAAUUCUUCCCAUUUUGGAGCAUUGUGAAAACACUCAUAUGACUAUAUGGCUUGGCAUAGUUUAUGCCUAUAAAGGCCUACUCAUGCUAUUUGGCUGUUUUUUAGCUUGGGAAACUCGAAAUGUGAGCAUUCCUGCUCUGAACGACAGUAAAUACAUCGGCAUGAGUGUUUAUAAUGUGGGCAUCAUGUGCAUCAUUGGAGCUGCGGUUUCCUUUCUUACACGAGACCAGCCCAAUGUACAGUUCUGCAUUGUGGCCCUAGUCAUUAUAUUUUGUAGCACCAUUACCCUCUGCUUAGUCUUUGUACCUAAGUUAAUUACUCUAAGAACAAAUCCAGAUGCUGCCACUCGGAACAGAGGGCUUCAGUUCACCCAAAAUCAGAAGAAAGAUGACUCAAAAACAUCAACAUCUGUCACCAGUGUCAACCAAGCCAGCACAUCUCGAUUAGAAGGGCUACAGUCAGAGAACCACCAGCUUAGAAUGAAAAUAACAGAGUUGGACAAAGCUCUAGAAGAAGUCACAAUGCAGCUUCAGGACACACCUGAAAAAACAACAUAUAUUAAACAGAACCACUAUCAAGAGCUCAAUGAUAUUCUCAGUAUACGCAAUUUUACAGAAAGCAAAGAUGGUGAAAAAACAGUGUUGAAAAAUCAUCUUGAUCAAAAUCCACAAGCACAAUGGAAUACUACAGAGUCGUCCAGAACAAGCAAAGAUUUUAUAGAAGAUAUCAACUCCCCAGAACACAUACAGCGACGACUCUCCUUACAGCUGCCCAUUCUUCAUCACGCUUAUUUGCCAUCUAUCGGAGGAGUUGAUGCCAGCUGUGCCAGUCCAUGUGUCAGCCCCAGUGCCAGUCCACGGCACAGACAUGUGCCACCAUCUUUUCGCGUGAUGGUCUCUGGCCUGUAAGAGGACAUCAGAGCUCCCUGAACUGCUUUUGGACUCAAUGGCUGGACUGAACGUCUUGUGUCGAACUCUUGCCUUCUACAUAUCCUUACUCUUACCACAGAGAAACUAGUGCUAUAAGGCCAUUUAAAAGGGAGGGCCAACUCCGCUGCUGGGAAAAAGCAUGUAAAGCGGAGAGGUUAGGCAGAGGUUGAUCUGUAGCCUUACUUGUGGACAUUUUUAUUUCUUUGCAAAGACAGUCACCAAAACCAUGUUUCUUCCCAAAUUUCUAUAGGAGGCAAGGUGGCUAAGAAACCUAAACUUGACCAAAAAAUAAUAAUAAUACAACAGACCCCACUGCAGCAUCACUAAGCUUUAUACUGCUACUGAAAAUGUGAAACGUGAGAAGAAGAAAAAUCUCAUCAAAAGAGCGCUGAAGUUACUGAGAUGUAUACCGUAUGAGGGAUUGCAUUCAGCUUCUGGAGACCAUAGUUAAUUGGACUGACCUUAAUUCCUGGAACUAAACUCAGUGAGGAAGAGGAGACUUUUAGGAAUAGUUCCAGCAUCACUGAGAUUUGCACGCAGUCCAGAUCAUUCAACUAAAGAUAUUCUUGGAGCAGAAAAUGCUUUGGGGGGAAGCAAAUCCAAGGCCAAGAUUUUAGAGUGGCUACGGCAGGCAUCCCAAUUUUGGGGAGUGAUACUCUUUCUCCUGUUAAGACAUUGUGCUCGGUUGAAUCCUGGGGUGACUUUCUUCAAAUAGCAGAAAACUAGGUCUAGACAGUGCUUAAGGCUGAGGAUUGCUACCGAAAUCUUCAUAUCAUAAGGUGGAUUUUUCUCCAUGAAUUUGCUUGAUUUAAACCACAGCAUAAUUAAUAGUACAGGUAAUUGAGCAGAGGAACAAAAGGAGUAGGGUCCUUAGGCACCACACUUUGCUGCUGCAGUUGACUUCUGCAGAAACAGAGAUCAUACAGACGCCACCUUGGCUUCACAUCGGUGUGUGUGAGAAACAGUGGUCAUUGAGAAUAAGGUAGGCUGAACCAAGUUUGUCAGUUCAAACAUACCCUUUGGGAUUUGAGUUUAAAAAAGACAAAAUCACAACUAUGGUGUACAGUAAUUUGAAGCAAAAUGGUUUUUCUCGCUUGUAAAUUCCACCUAAGAGAAUAGAUUUAAUCUAUUUCCUUCCUGGGAGCAACUGAAUCUGCUAUUAAUUAGAAUGCAACAUGAGAGAACUCAAAUGAAAUGGGCUUCCAUAAACUUACUGUUAAGAUUUGAUCCACACAUGUGCUGCUUGUAUCCUAGUGGUUCUAGGACAUCUCGCUAGGAUUAAGAUUACUGGGCAUGCAUAAUCCAAAGAGAGGCUCCGGGUCCUUUACAAUUGCAUGGCACGGAGAACUUCAGAUGCAUUUCUUUCCUGACCAAACACCUGAGAAAUGCUACAUUGGAUGAAUUUCCAAUUGCUAUGUAGUUCUGGGCCACAAUACCUUCACUGCUGCAGGUUGCGCAUUCAGUAUGGGAGAGGCUUAAAUACAAGAGUUAAGAUUGCCCUUGUCUUACUGCAUCCUAGGAUGUUCGAGUGAAAGCUUAAGUCUAUGCUUUUUCAUGCCUUUAGGCUUGUUGAUUUUGUUUUUAACUAGUGGAGCUCCUUGUGACAUAUUGUAUAGUUCCACCAGUUGAAAUAUGUGUAUCGUUUGGGAAGACAUGAAUCACACAGUCUGUCAGGAUGUUGAGCAAGCUUAAAUCCCAAUGCAUGCUGUGAUAAAGAUGUGCCUACCAUGUGAGAGACACGAAAGCACACUUCAGAGCCUGAUCGUUGCAGAAGACAGGCAAAAUACCUUUCCCCACAAACAAACAAAAAAACCCUGUUCUUCCUGCAUCCCAGUAACGUAUUGAUUCAGACUAUUUUGUAUUGCUGUUAAAAUAGCAAAAUAAAAAUAAAAUCUGGCACUGGACCUAAACUAUUAGCCAGACAAGAAAAAACAAACAAACAAACAAAGCCUGUCAUAUCACUUUUAUUUUUCCUUAAACACCAUUCUCACACUAUAACGGAUACCACUUUGCCAAACUGCACUGCUCAACAUUGGAGCUGGCCACCUUUUGAAAAUCAUACAUUAAUUAUAGCUUGUAAAAGAAGGUAUGGUGAAGAAGAGGUAGUUUUAUUUCUAUUGCACUUUCUGUCCCCACACAGGAAUGAACCUGUUCCACAAAUGUCCCCAGAAUAGCGUUUAGUAUCUGCACAAGAGAGAGAUAUGCCAACCCAGUCAUUGCCGAUGCCGCUGAUCCUACUUGCCUGAUUAUAUUUCCCAUGAAUCUUAAUCCCUUGAAGGUAUCACAGAAAUGUUCCCUGAACACACAUCACGGAGAGGUCAGGAGGGGAUCUGGAAGGGUUAGAACCACAGUGAGUAAAUUUACCACAAAGGAAGUAGAACACAUUACUCCGUUUGAGCACUAACCACUGAAGGUGUUGUCUGGUGUGGGUGUGCACAUGCGUGCACGCACUUGUGCGCGUGCAUGCAUGUAUGUAUGUUAACAGUAUUCUCUUAAUGUAUGAAUAAACUUCAUCAGGACUUUAUUUAAUACAAAUAAAUAUUACUUUUCAAAAAAGGACAAUAAUACUGUAUAUAAUGUAUACACAAACAUUUCUGUAGAAGAUAUUAUUCCAACAUAGCAGGAAACAAAACAAAAAAAAUCAAAAGUAUUGGACUCUUGGCGGUGAGUGUGUGUGUCUGUAACUCUUUGUGACUACUGACUGUGUGCUGUUUCUUAGGUUUAAAUCACGCAGUACAUUCUUUGUCUAAAAUGCAACUGUAGUUUCUCCCACAAGUUUUCUUUUCUUUUCUAAUUUCCUGCAGAAAAUAAGACCCAUAAAAUGACUAUAGCUAUUCAAUGUUUCUGGGUUUUUUUAAAUAUCCUGCAGCAAAAAUGUCCUGUAAAAAAUUAUGAUGAGGCUAUGCCCCAAUGGCAUUUUCCAACAACGACAGUGCACAAAUGCUUCAACCCAGACUGGACCAGUAAGAAUUAUUUUUUAAGAAGCAACAGAGAGGAAGAGUGAGAGAACUUGGAGAAUUUCUUGUAUACCCCUUAUACUGCAUGAAAAUAAAUUUUUAAUAAAUUGUUGCAAAAAAAAUCUGUUUUAUUAAUAAAAUAGAGAAAACAUAA